Molecule: messenger RNA, 2149 nt
Organism: Owenia fusiformis
Lineage: Eukaryota; Metazoa; Annelida; Polychaeta; Sabellida; Oweniidae
Source: the annotation of a GenBank genome assembly
GUCUGUUUUGUACAGAUUAUAUAUUGUUCUAAUGUAAAACGAGUCAUUCUAACGUAUAAGUGAAUGAUUCAUUCAGUUUACUUCACGAAAUUAAAAAAGACUGGCAAAAUGUUGUGUUGGCCUACACAAUUUUAACGAACAGAUAUUUUCAAUUUCAACAUUUAAUUGCAUUUAGAGAUCCUUAAAAAUAAAUUAUAGGCUUUUUAUCUUAAUGUAUUUAAUAUCAACAUAAUCAUUGCAUAAUCAUUGACAAGAUAGAGGGAAAUGCAAACUAAAACACAAUUUAUGAGAUCUAUGUUAUUAAACGGUGAUACAGUCUGUUGAUCAUACAUUCGAUAUAUACUCAAACGUAAUAUACAAUUCUAAACAUUAUACGUCGGAACAUCCUUUCUUAUUUCUGUGCAUUGCGAUCAAGGACCUUGAUCAACGCACAUAACCAUGAGGAUCUUGUUUCUCGUGUCGAUCGUUUGUAUCUAUGCAGUUCAUGAAACAAAUGCAGGAGCUUCAUGUUGCUACAAGGGGAAGGUGUACAAGACUGGGGCCAAAUUUAAAGACGAAUGCAAUAGGUGCAAAUGCAACUUCAACCCAAUCAAAGAUUUCGUGACUUGCACCAAGAAAAACUGCACAGAGCAAUGCAAAUUUAAAGACUGUAAAAGGACAAAAUGUCCCAAUAUCUGUUGUCCACAAGAUUCACAUAUACCUCCGGGAAGAUGCUGUCCAGUGUGUAAUAUGAAACUGCCAAAGGCGAUGCAAAUGGCUUUACCCAAUAAGGCUAUCCCAACGGUAUGUAAUGGAGAUAUUUGUAAAAUGCACUGUCGCUAUGGACACCAAAAAGACAACAAUGGAUGCGACAUAUGUGACAAAUGCAAUAUGGAUCCAUGUUUCUCCUAUAACUGUCCUGGAAAUACAACCUGUGAUGUGAUCAAUGGUACAGCAGGUUGCAAAAAAUGCAGUCAAAUAAUAUGUGAGAUGUACUGCCAGUUUGGUUUCCAGACGGAUAGCAAUGGUUGCGAGAUAUGUAAAUGUAAAACUAAUCCGUGUAUGGCUGAUCCAAGCCCUUGUUCAAAGAGCAGCGCCAAUCCCGUGUGUGUCGUACGAAACAAUAAGGCAGUCUGUGAGAAAUGUCCUGGGAUUUGCAUGAUGUCUUGUGAAUAUGGGUUAAAGACAGACAGUGACGAUUGUCCAGUGUGUGAAUGUAGAAGUAACCCGUGUACACAGUCGAAAUGUCCAUUAGACAGGCCGUAUUGUGUUGUGGAAAACUACAAGCCAGUUUGUCAAAAAUGCGGUCCCAUCAGGUGUAGCAUGUUCUGCCAAUUCGGAUUGGAGACGGAUUCAGAUGGUUGUCAUAUAUGUAAAUGCAAAGACCAUCCGUGCAUGAAAAUGACUUGUCCUCCUUUAUACAUCUGUGAAGCUCAAAAAGACACAGCAUGUAAGAAAGCCCAUUGCCCUGCGAUUGCCAAAUGCAAAGAUCACCCCGCCUUAGCAUGUGUACAUCCAGAAAAAGAUGCAACUGGAAGUAUAAAAACCUGCACUGGUACUAAGAAGGUCAAUUGCAGUGAUGACUACACUUGUCAGAUGUCCCGAGGCCAUUUCCCGGAUGUAUGUUGUCCUCUGGCGCAAUGUAGGUACUUCCAUAGGCUUUACAAUAUCAAUGAAAUCGUACCUUCUCUUGACGGUUGCAAUACUUGCUUCUGUAUGGGUGACGGUAAAAUUGGAUGCACUACGAAGGCGUGUCCUAAAAGAGGCUGUGCCCAUAAUGGAAAUAACUAUAUGCACGAAGAAAGUUUUCCUCGUGGCGACGGCUGUAACACCUGUAAAUGUUCUGAUGGGGAUGUUGAUUGCACUAAAGUCUACUGUGCCCACUGUGAGGAGAAUGGUUUACUUUAUGCUGUAGGUGAAUAUGUGAACCGAAAUGACCCCUGUCUGAUAGAUCAAUGCACAAAUAAUCCAUUAGACAUUACGAGUGCUAAAAUCGUGUGUGCCGUCAGAUAUAGUUGCACCCAAGUUCCGGGCCUCACUCCUUAACUUUCACCCAGUCCUGACAGGUGACUCCAAGACUGUAUCGCACAAAGAUAUUUUGGACAUUUGGAAUUUGAAAAUGGAGCUCAGGAGAAAAUAUUCACAAAUUUAAAGAAACUUAAAAAAUUAA